CCCAUUCCUCCGAUCUUCUCUCGAUAAAAGUUCAAAUCAAUGACGCAUAUCGAUACACCCAGUAGUGUGGUCUUCAGCAGGGAGCUUUUCCCAGUGAAUUGAAAAGUGCGAAGUGACGAAAAUGGACGGCAGGAAGGGAAGAAGUUUUCCAUGGGAAAGUGAUGGCAAUGCGAUGGGUGUGAAAAGGAUGCGGAUGUGUAGAGAAAGAUGCGGUUUCUUGGGUGUUCUCAAGUCCCUGUUGCGGCAUAGCGUCUCCACGGGGGCCACAUCGGUAACAAUUCGUAUCGAUUUGGAGUAUCCGUAUUUACAAAUUGCCGACAACGGUGCCGGCAUUUCAUGGAGUGAAAUCAGCGAAAUUGGGAAAACAACUUUCCUCGAUUUAAUUACCACCGCCGAAGAAGUUUUAAUUGAAACAAUGACGGAGUCUAUGGAAAAAUCUACCAUAAUGAAAUUCCACAACAAAGUUUUAUUGGCACCCAAGAGCACGAAGGUGAAUGGAGGCGGCAACGGAACCUUUGGCUGCUGCUGGCACAACUCGACGCCACUGAGAGACACCCCAAAAGCAAUUUCGUGUACCGCCGAAAGUCCAUGUCACCAGAGACAUGCCGCCGGCACAACUUUUACAUUGACAAACGUUCAAUUAUCAAUUAUGGAGCGAUUUGAGAAAUUUCGCAAGAAUAUCGUCAAUUAUGUGAAAAGUUUUGCCGUUGCCCACUACCAAAUGUCCAUCACUCUCAUGGAUCUCAAGGGCAAAAAGCUCAUUUUUGGGGUGAAAAAAGCAAAAUCAAUUACGGAGAAAGUCACAUCAAUUUACAAUUUGGACGGCAUGGAAUUCAAUUCGAUGAGCAAAGCUAGCAACAAUAUUGCCAUUGAGGCCUUCUGGGGGACAAAGUUCCAUCACUCAUCGACCAUUCAAUUGGUCUUUAUUAAUGGGCAACCCUGUACCAACAUCCGGCUGCUGAAGACCAUCAAGAAGGUAUGGAAGUGUGGUGGCAGGAAGAAACGUCCCGUAUAUAUUGUCUGCAUCACAAUCAGGGUUGCACAUAAUGAGAAUAUUGACCACCUGUCCAAUGAUUCGGUCAUCAAGGAUUGCAUUGAAGAGUGUGUGGGAAGGUUUAAGAGCACCACCCAGGGGGUGGAAGAUGGAUUUUCUCAUGUGGAUAAUAUGGUAAAAGAUGCGGGUUCUAUUUACUCCAAAUCUCCUCACUUCCUGCUGGAUGUUGACGUACAGCAUAAAAUGGAAGUUGACAGAGAUAAAAUUUCGAGAGGUCAAGAAUUGCUAUUUUCUACAAAUCAAUCAUCGUCACCAAUGCAACAAAAUUACUCCGAAACAUCCCCGAGACUCACCACAAAUACACCAACCCAGUUAACCCCGAUCUCCUCUAUCACAGCAACAUUAACCCAAACUCAGCCAGUCGUAGCCCAGACCAGAGACAAUGACGCAACCUUUCUUUCUCACCUAGAAGAACAAACAAAAUCCCUACAAAGUCACGUUUCUUACCUCCAGAAUGCAAUGAAAUUCAUGGAGAAUUUACAGAAGAUGCGUGAAAGGGAUGCUAAAAGAAUUCCGAGAAAUUUGACGCCAGACAACGCAAAGAAAUCCCAUUUUGUCCCCUUAAAAAUUCAACAGAACUCAUUAAAAUCGGUACAAUAGUCAGGACAGCAUACUCAACGAACCUUGGGACAUUUGAACAGCGCAAAGAGUUAUUAUUUUAAUCCCCGCACUCAUAUUACCACCACCCCCCAUUGAAGUGUCGUCGUGUAGAUUUAAUUUGAAAAUCCACUGGAUGGUGAAAUCAAUGAAAUCCAACGAAUGAAUUAUAUUCUUUGAUAUCCUUCCAGCAAUUGCUCCCCGUUGAUCCUUACAUGAAAUAUUGUUUGUACUAAAGGGGCGAGCAAAAUUGCAUUUGGAUGGAGUGAAUCCCCCAAAAUUACAAGCUGGACUUCAAUUAAUCAAUUUUAUUGCAUGUGAAAACGCUGCAAUAGCAUGGAAAACCAAUAUUUAAUCUCUUCGGACUUUACAUUUUAUCGAUCCUUAAUACUUUAUUGUCUCUAUAAAUUACUUUCUGUUAAUCUGGAAUAUAUACGAAUUAUUAUGUUAGCUAUAUUAAAAAGCAUGUGGAUUAUAAAUAUAUAAUAAUAACUUCUCAUUAAAUGACA
Messenger RNA from Lutzomyia longipalpis, 2160 nucleotides. RefSeq lists its product as uncharacterized. The transcript is spliced from 3 exons. Gene Ontology annotation, cellular component: MutLalpha complex. Lineage: Eukaryota; Metazoa; Arthropoda; Insecta; Diptera; Psychodidae. The coding region runs from base 122 to 1654 and encodes 510 amino acids. The record is from RefSeq and is a predicted model, not a curated record. Gene Ontology annotation, biological process: mismatch repair. Gene Ontology annotation, molecular function: ATP hydrolysis activity; ATP-dependent DNA damage sensor activity.